AUCCAUCAAAUGAGCCUUUGAUGAAUCAUAAUAUGGCACUUUUCCAAAACAAUUUUUUUAUUUUUGGGCUCUUUUUUUUUUGCAUAACAACACUGGUUUGUUCAAACACUGCUAGCAGGCAUUACACGCCUCCCACUGUUGCUCCCUUAACCGAUCUUUUUACUCCACUCUCGGUUGAUCAGGGCUUCUCUGCAUUUUUUGGAGGACCAAAUAUCAAGAUCAUCAACAAUGGCUCCAUGGCCUCUAUCGCUCUUGACAAAUCCUCAGGCUCCGGACUGAUCUCCCGGAACGAUUUUCACUAUGGAUUCUUCAGUGCCGCGAUAAAAUUGCCGGCUGGUAUCUCCUCAGGAGUUGUACUUGCCUUCUAUCUGUCUAAUGCAGAUAAGUAUCCUCAUAAUCAUGAUGAGAUUGAUAUUGAACUUCUUGGUCACGAUAAGAGAAACAACUGGGUUCUGCAAACAAAUAUUUACGCUAAUGGAGGUGUUAGUACAGGAAGAGAAGAGAAAUUCUAUUUUUGGUUCGACCCAACGGCGCAACACCAUUAUUAUAGCAUUAUCUGGAACACUCAUCAUGUAGUGUUUCUGGUGGACAGUAUACCAGUAAGAGAAUUCCCCAACAGGGGCGCCUUCUCUUCUGUGUACCCUUCAAAGCCAAUGUCAGUUUACGUGACAAUAUGGGACGGAUCAGAUUGGGCGACUCAUGGAGGAAAAUACCCGAUUAAUUAUAAGUAUGCGCCGUUUGUUGCUUCAUUGGCGGAAAUGGAAAUGAGUGGCUGCAUGUCGAAUGAAACGGUUCUCCCAAAUUCUAUUUCGUGUUCGAAGGCUAGUCAUUCAAGUAGUUCAAGGUCCGACCCGGUUUAUGGACAAGAAUUUAUCUCGCUAUCGAAGCAACAAAUUACAGCAUUGGAUUGGGCAAGAAGCAAGCAUAUGUUUUACUCGUAUUGUAAGGAUACAUCCAGGUUCAAAGUCAUGCCAUCAGAGUGCAAAUAAACUGAGAGAAAGACUUCACUUUUUCAUUUUUAAUUUCAUAUACUUAGAUUUUUCCUUCUUGCAAGGAGAAAAUGAAACCUAUUAAACGAUUUUAUUGUAAUAUUGUAUCAUGUGAAAUGUUAAUAA
Pistacia vera is the source of this 1115-nucleotide messenger RNA. RefSeq names its product probable xyloglucan endotransglucosylase/hydrolase protein 33. NCBI's taxonomy places the organism in Eukaryota, Viridiplantae, Streptophyta, Magnoliopsida, Sapindales, Anacardiaceae. Gene Ontology annotation, cellular component: cell wall; apoplast. The record is from RefSeq and is a predicted model, not a curated record. Gene Ontology annotation, biological process: cell wall biogenesis; xyloglucan metabolic process. The transcript has 4 exons. Gene Ontology annotation, molecular function: hydrolase activity, hydrolyzing O-glycosyl compounds; xyloglucan:xyloglucosyl transferase activity. Bases 21 to 989 code for a protein of 322 amino acids.